Seriola dumerili (greater amberjack) is the source of this 1749-nucleotide messenger RNA. RefSeq names its product GTPase IMAP family member 8-like. Bases 115 to 1749 code for a protein of 544 amino acids. The transcript is spliced from 4 exons. Lineage: Eukaryota; Metazoa; Chordata; Actinopteri; Carangiformes; Carangidae. Gene Ontology annotation, molecular function: GTP binding. The record is from RefSeq and is a predicted model, not a curated record.
AACAAACACAAUGUGAGAGCUACAUUCAGUGUUGAGCUCACACAGUCAACAACAAGACGGAGGGAAUGAAACCCAUGAAGCAGCCUAAUUAGUUAAUUUCCCUCUUCAGAAAACAUGAAGAAAGCUGCAUCUGCCAAAGAGCUGAAUGUGCUGAUUGUGGGAUCACAAGGCUCACAUAAAGAUCUCGUUGGAAACAUCAUCCUGGGAAGAAACGCGUUUGAUGCCGUAGAUGCAACAUUCAACUGUGAGAAGAGAGAGGGAGAAGUGUGUGAGCGAAGAGUCACGUUGGUCCAAACCCCUGGAUGGCUGCGAGGAUAUCAGCUGUGUGAUACAGCAGGACUUUUGAAGACAGAGACGAUUCUCAGCGUCACUCUGUGUCCACCUGGACUGCAUGGUUUUCUGCUGGCGAUUAAUGCUCAGCUUCCAUUCACAGAUGUCUACAAGAAGGUGACAAAGGAGCAUUUGGAGUAUUGUUUUGGUGAGAAGGUGUGGGAUCACACUGCAGUGGUCUUCAGCCACAGAGGCCAUAUAGACCAUGAAACCAUUGAGGAUUACAUCAGUAAAGAAGGGGCAUCGCUCCAGUCGCUGCUGGAGGCCUGUGGUAACAGGUAUCAUGUUCUCUGUGAUGAUGGGACAGACAACAGCACGAACAUCAGACAGCUGUUUGAGAAGAUUGACACCAUGGUGGCAGAAAACAGUUGUUAUGAAAUCGAGAGCAGGCUGAUACAAACUGUUGAAGAGAGGACGAAGGAAGUCGACAAAAAAGCUGAGGAGCUGCGUCUGCAGACACAACAACAAAGGCAAAGGCUCAGAAGGCUCCUGAGUGAGUCAAAACCCAGCCUGAGAAUCUUGAUGGUCGGGUGGGUGUUUUCUGGGAAGAGUGCCGCUGGCAAUAGGAUUUUAAGAAGUGAAGUUUUUCACCUUGGUGAGAGAACGAUGAAAGCUUUAAAGCAAAGUGGCGAGGUGGCUGGAAGAGAGGUCGUGGUGGUGGACACUCCUGGAUGGUGGAAAUUCUUCCCAGCGUCAUUUAUCCCUGAGGUUGUGAAGUCUGAGAUUUUAAAAGGGGUGUCUCUGUGCUCGCCAUCACCAAAUGUCAUUCUGCUGGUGGUGCCGCCUGACACAUCAUUUACUGAUGAACAAAAAAGAGUCACAGAGGACAACAUGAAGUUAUUCGGACAGAGAGUGUGGAGACAUGUAAUAGUGCUGUUCACAUCUGGGGACACUUUGGGAAACAAAACUAUAGAGCAACACAUUGAAAGUGAAGGAAAGCCUCUCCGUGGCCUGAUUGAGAAAUGUGGAAAGAGGUAUCAUGUCCUUGACAACACGAGCAAAGCUGGUGAUCAGGUAACAGAGCUGCUGGAGAAGAUGGAAGAGAUGGUGGCAGGAAACUGUUCUUUGCACCUCAGUGAAGCAGAUGAUCCACAACAAGAAGAGAAAAGUGAUGAACCAACUAAAAACAAAGAUGAGAGCACAGCCAAAGAGAUCACAGAACAACUUAACAUCAAAUGGGAUCGCAAGAACUGGGAAGAAGACCGUAUGUUAAAAGGAGACGACAGUAUGCCUUUACGAAUGAACUUUAGUGAAGACAAGCAGAGGCUCAAAGAUGUCAAAGGAGAGGAAGAAGACAAACGACAAAGUCAGGAUGAUGCAGGAUCCGUCUCUCUGAACAUGAAGGAAUUGUUGGAGAGAGAGUGGAUCAGACAAGAGGCAUCAAUAGAACAUUACUACAAGCUCUUUGCAGGUGAAUAA